Limulus polyphemus (Atlantic horseshoe crab) is the source of this 2866-nucleotide messenger RNA. Its product is annotated as rho-related GTP-binding protein RhoE-like. The transcript is spliced from 4 exons. Gene Ontology annotation, biological process: small GTPase-mediated signal transduction. Gene Ontology annotation, molecular function: GTP binding; GTPase activity. Bases 1 to 606 code for a protein of 201 amino acids. Lineage: Eukaryota; Metazoa; Arthropoda; Merostomata; Xiphosura; Limulidae. The record is from RefSeq and is a predicted model, not a curated record.
AUGGUUCCUAGUUCACAUUCCCUUGCCGAAAAACCGCGCCCAGCACCUUGUGGCCUUGGUUGUGCUGUAAAACUAAUGACCAAUCCCACUAUGCGGUCAGAUAAGAGUAGUCAAACAUUUGGUGGUGCCCAUGCCUAUAACACUGUGCGCCCUCUAGCGUAUAAAGAUGCCAACGUCUUCUUUUUGUGUUUUCUCAUCAGUGAUCCAGACACUUUAGAUAACACUGUUUACAGAUGGCACCCGGAGGUAAGAGAUCAUUCCUCCAAUGUACCGGUUAUCUUGUGUGGCUGCCAAAGUGACCUCCGUACGGACAGUGACACCUUGACCUCUCUAGCAAAAGUUAAAAAGGUCCCCGUAAGCUCAGAACAGGCUUUAGCUGCUUCCAGGCGGAUUGGAGCCACAACUUACGUUGAAACAUCGUCCAGCGUAAGUGGGUGUAGCGUGAGAGAUGCUUUUGAGGUGGCGGCACUCGCAGCCCUAGGUAAACUGAAUAAAAACCACGUGACUGUUCCACGUCAGACAACUUUAGUGAAGUCCAAAUAUAAGUCCAAGAUUGACCUAAAAGAUGACUUCCGCGAUAGAGGAAAAAACUGUGUUGUGAUGUGAGAAUGUAUUUGUUUAGUUUAAGACUAGCAACGUGAACACUGACUCCAUCUUAAUAGGCUGCCGUAUGUACCACGUGAUUCACAAAUCAUUGCGUGAAACAUUCUAUUCUUUAAUUUAAAUUGUAUCAUAAAAUUCAACUCCUGAAUCGACUUUCAAAACACGAUAUAGUGGAAUAAGACCAAAAUGUAAAGCCACAGCUGGAACUCUUAUUAUAAACACCAAAAGAGAAUUAAUUAAGAAAUGUCACUUAUAGGAAUGUUUUUCCAACUUCAAUAUUAUUAAUAUUGACUUUUGAUAAAAGCAAGCUAACUUUGUAGAUCAGGACUAAAAUCAACCUAAUUAUCAGUAUGGCUAAUUAAAUAUGAUGUUCUUACCGGUACGUUCUUAGUAAUAAAGUUUGUUAAACAAGCAGGUAACGAUAUUUUCUGCCGUAAGUUAGGCGGUUUGAAACGUACAUAUCAAAACUAAUUCAAGAAAACUACUCAUGUAUACUAACAAACGUAUCGUGUCAUGCGAUUAAAACAUUCAAUUUGAAGUACUGCUAAUACUGAUAACGUGCACAUAAGUGGAAUAUCAAAUUUGGAAAAUUAUUUAGUGAUAUCAAAUUUUCACAAAACUUUUAAUUGUCUCUUAGACAUUAUUGUGCAUCUUGCCAAAUACACAACUUAAACGUGAAUAAUUGUAAAAUUAAUUCAAUUAGAAUAACUAUAAAAAAAUAAUAAUAAUUGAAUAAAUUAAAUGACUUAAAAUAAAGUUGAUAAUAAUUACAAUUCACGCGCUUAAUCUGAUCCAUAUCUUAAGAGUUAUUAUUCGUGUCAGUUUAUUAUCUAUAUAUAUAUAUAUAUAUAUAUAUAACGCCUAAAACAUUACUAUAUCUGUUGUAUCCCCGCCGGCUUGAUGAGCUCUGGUAUUGUGCGAAAGGCCUCGUCGGCACUGGAUAUGGCAGAGGUAGUGUGAUUGACAUAUUAUAGCAUAUUCUCUUUUGUUUUCACUUAUAGGAUCUUAGGAUUAUGUGAAAUUUACUCGAAUGAAAAUAUGUGAAGCUGAUGACUAGAACACUUGACAGACUGCAACACGUGAACUAAAGUACGUACAGUUUGUACAGUAUAGACAAAAGUUCACGCAAAAUAUUAGCUUCCGUAGAAAUAUGCCACAUUUAAAAGCGUUAUAAUUUAGUAUUUGUUCGUGCAAAAUAAUUAACUAAAAUAAUAAAUAAUGAGGUGUUUCGCAUCUGACUGAUUGUAUUAAAUUACCGCUUGUUCAAGAGUCACUUAUCUAGUGUUAUCUAGUGUUAAUAAAGCCACGUGAGAGGGCCUUUGACGUAUGAUAUCUGUACAAAACAAUAGAUCUAAAUACCUAAACACUUGUUGAAGAGAAACGUUUGUAAUUUCUGUUUAUAUCCGUUCUUUGUGAAUAAUGGAAAUAUCAGACGCUGACAUCUUCGCGUGGGCUCUACAGUUGCAUUCAUGAUAAUGGCUUCCUGUCGUCAUGGUUACUGUAGUAUAAUGAUUUUGGUUCAAUGUAUAAUGUGAUUUCUUCGUCGCUAAAAUAUUAUCACUUGAUCGUUUAAUCAGAAAGGUAACGUGUAACACGUAUAGCUUCACAAGAAAUCUUUACUUGGCUGUGUCAUUGUAAAGAUGACGUGUAUCGUGAAUAACUUAUAAGAACAUCAGAAUCAACGCCUCCCACUCGAGAAAAGAACAAUAAAAUAAAAUAAACAUUGGAUUUAAUUGCGAAAUAAAAUUAUAAACGAACGAUUAGAGUAAUUACAACGUGUACAAGAAAACAAACGUCGGGGUUAAUUAUGGUAAACAUUAGAGUGAUUGACUUAUUAAAACGAAACGAACGACGGAGAAAAAAAAAUAAUCCAUCGGACAUAAUUAUAAAACAAGCUAAUGGACAGAUUUGCUAAGCGUAUGAACACAAUCUAAAAACAACUGUGAGAUAUCAGGUUUAUUUAUCUUACCAAAAUAGUUAUACUACUUUUUGUAACGUAAACAUGUUCUGUAAAUUAUAUUUAUAGCACAGAUCUAAAUUUACCAGGAUAUAAUCGAAAACAAAUUUUCGAAAUCUGUAAACAUGGUGUAGUUAUUCCUGAAAAUUAAAAGUUUGACGAAUUCGUAGAUCAUUUUAUUACCCAACUAAGUUAUCUUUCCUAUCAGGUGGCGCUAUUAAAAACUCCAGAGUAAAAUAAUAGGCAUUGAUAUUGUUACGUCUCCGUUCGUUAAUUAAUUUUCCGUAAAUUCGUUCCAACGAAACU